Molecule: messenger RNA, 1816 nt
Organism: Scatophagus argus
Lineage: Eukaryota; Metazoa; Chordata; Actinopteri; Scatophagidae
Product: pro-opiomelanocortin-like
Exons: 3
Coding region: 298-990 (230 amino acids)
Biological process (GO): neuropeptide signaling pathway
Cellular component (GO): extracellular region
Molecular function (GO): neuropeptide hormone activity
Source: RefSeq, a predicted model, not a curated record
GAGGAGCAGGAGACUCCUUACCUCAAUCACACCCCGAGGCCUUGAGACUCCGAGCUCCUCACCACAUGCGUCUAUAAAAAGAGCUUGCCUCCUCUUAGGAAGUGACAGCAGACCCUCUCCUAGCGAGCAUUUCAGCACAGUGCAGAGAGAAAGCAGAAGAGGAGGAGAGGGAUCACAGUUAAGAGUCACCACUGUGGAGGAUCCGUGGAUAAACGGAGGGAGAAAAACAAGAAGGGAGAAGAAGGAAACAUCUGGAAAAGCCUCACGCGUGUGUCUGUCCUCGACGCCAGGCUAAAUAUGGUGUGUCUAUGCUGGCUGUUCGUGGUAAUGAUGGCAUAUGCGUGCGUCCCUGGGUUUGGGUCGGUGUGCUGGGACAACGCUGUCUGCAAUGACCUGAGCAACGAGGAAAGAAUACUGGAAUGCAUUCACUUCUGCAAGUCUGUCCUAGAGACUGAAUUACCAGGUCUCAGUGCACUCGCCCUGAAGGUUAAUGGUGAAGAUGACCUCUUACUCAGCAUCAUUCAGGCCAACCUGGUCCCUGAGUCAGAUGUGAAAACCCACAGCGACCAGCGACGCUCCUAUUCAAUGGAGCAUUUCCGCUGGGGCAAACCCUCUGGCCGUAAACGUCGGCCUGUGAAGGUUUUCGCCUCCUCUCUGGAGGGAGGAGGUUCUUCUGAGGGCAGUUUUCCCCCUCAGGCCCGCAGGCAGCUGAGCAGUAAAGAGGAUGAAUCAAAGGGAGACCCGAAUGGAGAAAGUAAUAAAAACCAGGGCCCUUUGAGGUCAAAGGUUAGCUCCAAGUCACGUGUCCAGUUAAGCCCGCAGGAGAGAAAAGAUGGGACCUAUCGGAUGAGUCACUUCAGAUGGGGGAGCCCGCAUGUCUCUAAACGUAAUGACAAGGUUGCGAAGGCGUGGGAGGAGAGAUCUCUGAAGCAACUGGCCAGGUUCUUCAGGAACAUCAUGGUCAAGGAUAUGCAAAGGAUAAUGGGUUGAAUGGAGGGUUGAGAAGAUGGGGAGAGCAGGGAAAAUGGAAGAGUCUUAAUAGCCAUUGCAUGUUUAUACACACAGGUCUUAAACUACAAACACUUGUCACUAUCAUUAGCAUGUUGUUGAAUGCCUUUCUGGACCAAAGGUUUGUCUCUUUAACAACUUAAGUAAAGAUAAGAAACAAGGCAGUUUAAUGUUGAAUAAAACACAGUGAUGCACCCACAGACUGCCUUGACCCUCUUGGUCUGUACUUGGAAGCUUUCUUAGGAGUAUAAUUUUUAUAGUGGAAAAUGUUAUUAUUGAUGCAUGUGUUUUAUAAAUGGAGGUAAACAGAAUUAGGUGUGAAGGAAAGUAUUUAAAAAUCUAUCUAGCUCAUUUACAGAGUGGUAUCUUUUUGUAAAUUAACAUAAUAUUAAAGAAUGUUCUAUCUGUGGCAAACAAUAAUCAUAAUUUAUUUAUUUGUAACUGAGUGAAAAACAAAUGUGAAAACAUAAAAUACCUAUUAGAAUUUUACUGGUGACAGAUGGACGAGGCUGAUGACUUACAGCUCUCAUCCAGCUGGAGAUGAGAUGUUUGUUGUAACAAUUACAAAUGCUGCCAUUUAUGUGAGUUAUAUUAGAUUCUAAGCCAUGUAUCACAUCAGCACUGUGAUAGAGUUGGCAAAACAUGACCCUCCUUUUGAGGAAAACAAAUUAUGUGCACACGCUAAAGGGGCUGUGGUUAUGUUAGGUUGCAUAAUAAUCAUUACAUCAAAGCAAACACCUUUGGAAAACAUGUCAUUUUCUAAACAGAUUGUAGCCCAGAGGUAAAACUAUCAAUAGCAAUAUGCUGG